This is a messenger RNA of Musa acuminata subsp. malaccensis (wild Malaysian banana), 1451 nucleotides long. RefSeq lists its product as uncharacterized. The record is from RefSeq and is a predicted model, not a curated record. Gene Ontology annotation, cellular component: plasma membrane. NCBI's taxonomy places the organism in Eukaryota, Viridiplantae, Streptophyta, Magnoliopsida, Zingiberales, Musaceae.
CAUUUCCACAGCACUUGGCCGUUGAUUGCGUCUGUUCUCGAGCUUGUGCGUCGAAGAAGUGUAAGCCGGCGGGCAUGCAGCGCUGCCACCGCAGCACACACGUGCACGGGCGCCAGCCACGUACUCCCUUUCCACGCACCGCUCCGCCGCAAGGCGCUCUCAGCAGCAGCGACCAGCUCGCGCACCGUCCCCGAAGCCCCCUUCCUCUCCCUAUCCUCUCCACAGGCCAUGUGGAGCCCCCGCACCCCGAUGAGUCCCGCCUUCGCCCCCCUACUUUUACCACGACUCUCUAUCUCUCUCCGCGUGUGCGUCUGUGUUCUAUUUAAACCCCUAUAACUGCACUCACGGCCAUCUCGCCCAUGUCUUUUAGUUUCCACACGUCGGUUUCACAGAAAUACCUGCAUGCGAUGGCUUCACACGAAGCCAUGACGAAGGUCAUGGUGGGGAGGACGACGGAGUACCGAAAGGGCACCGACACCGAGCUGCUCGCCCUCCACAGCAGCUCCGCCGAGCUGCUGCUCCUUUGUGGGGAGCGGUUCGACGCCGUGCAGGCCUUCCGCACAGGGCGGCUCUCCUUGCACAUGAUCAGAGCGAAGGGGAACGCCGUUUGCAUGGUGAGUUGCACGGUGGGGGAUCACCAGUGGAUGCUGGCCAAGGACUCGCUCGUCCUCCGUGUUGACCCUCGCAGGUAUGUCUUCGCCAUGCCCGGCUUCUGCUACGGACUUGCAUUGCUGGGCUCUGGUUCGGACCAUGAGUGCAGAACGCUGGAAGAGAUCCUUGCGAGGUUUUGUGCUUACCAAGACAUUGCAGCCGAGGAAGGAGCUGAUAUAUGGGCUCAUGCCUAUGACGAGAUGACGAAGCUCACCACCAACGCCGCCGCCGCCGCCAUCGACACCACCACCGGCGGGGCCAGACGGCCAUCAACUGCCACAGGCAUCGCCUCUUCCGAAUCAGAGAAAUGGAAGAAGAUCCAGCGGGCAGUGAGGACGUCGGCCAUGGUCAAGCUGCUCUCCCGGUCCCUCCUCACCGGUGCGCUCGACCCCAGAAAGCACCUCGACGUGACCGCCGGCAAUAACCUCCCGAGCAUGCGGGUUAUAGGAGACCUUGCGGACGUGAUCGAGACAGGGCGGCGACCACCCGCGGUGGACGGGCGGAACUCCUUUUGGUAUGUGAAUGGUGAGGGGAUAAGGCUGCUGCUCGCGAUCCUCUCGGCGUGCGGAGCCGCCGAGCGGAGGAAGCGACCACGCCUGGAGACUCUCAGAGAGGAGUCCGAGUGGGCGAGCGAAGGCAAUGCAGGUGAUGAGGGAGGUGGAGUCAGCAGCAGUGGUUCAAGGUGCCUUAGUAAAGAGGUGAGGUUAGAGAGAGAGAAGGACGACCAAUGAAACAAUGUCCAAAGUCAUAUGUUCUCCUAUCUUGACAUAAUUUUAGCAGCUCGAUGUUCUCUUCUUCCU